Molecule: messenger RNA, 726 nt
Organism: Nilaparvata lugens (brown planthopper)
Lineage: Eukaryota; Metazoa; Arthropoda; Insecta; Hemiptera; Delphacidae
Exons: 1
Coding region: 1-726 (241 amino acids)
Source: RefSeq, a predicted model, not a curated record
AUGGGUGACUGGAAUGCGAGGGUAGGCAAUGAUAUCACAAUAGGACAUGGAUGCCUAGGAAAGCAUGGAGCAGAGUCGGUAAUGAAUGGUAGUGGCAAGAGAAUGCUGGAGUUCUGUGUGGAUAACGAUCUGUUAGUUGGAAAUUCCUUCUUUCCCCAUAAAAGUAUCCAUAAAAUCACAUUCGAAUCACCCAACAGAGGAGUCAAAAGUGCAAUUGACUAUUUUGUAUACUCAAGGCACUUCAGAUAUGCGGUAACGGAUGUGAGGGUGUACAGGAGUGCGGAGCUCAGUACAGAGCACAAACUAUUGAUUAUGGACACACAAAUUAGACCUCCAAAGAAGUAUAAAUCUGUCAAGUAUGAGAAAAUAAAGAUAAUGGAAUUGAAGAAGGCAGAGAACAGAAGAGAAUAUCAAAGGCUAAUAACUGAGGAGCUCUUGAGGAAGGAGGAAGAAAUUGAUGGAAGCUCAGAAGAGAAUAUUGAGAAGAGAUGGUGCCUACUGAAGAAGUCGCUGUUGAGAGUUGCAGAGGAAGUGUGUGGAAAGACAGUAGUGGGAGAGCAUGUAAAAAGAACCAAGUGGUGGAACGAUUUGGUGAAAGAGAAGGUUCGACUGAAGAAGGAGGCAUGGAAAAAGUUUCUCAGAACUAAAAAUGCAGAUGAUUGGACUGAAGACACAGAUGAUUGGACAAAGACGAAGAGAAUCCAAACAAGAAGUAAGAAAGGCUAA